AUGCCAGAGUCUGCCUCUGACCGCCGGGAGGCGCCCGAGUCUGCCGCUGACUGCCAGGAGGCGCCCAAGUCUGCCGCUGACCACCAGGAGUCCGCUGCAAUUCUUCCAGCCACUCUGAAGUGGAGGAGGAAGAGACAGGUCCUGGCGCCUUUGUUCACUGGGUCCAAGUUUAUUGCAGCUUCCCAAAAGGGGCCAGAGUCCGCUGUAGCUCCCAAGGAGGCGUCUGUGUUCGUUGCAGCUUUCCAGAAGGGACCCCAAUCUGCUACAGUUCCCCAGGAAGUGCCUGUGUUCACUGCAGCUCCUCAGGAGGGGUCCGAGAUCGCUGCAGCUUCCCAGUCCCUUCUCCAAUGGCCACCAACAUCCUACCCAUCUCCCCAGCAAUCAGCGAGAACAGCUAGCAAUACAUCGCAACCAGCCAGAACACCCUUGCAACCAUUUAGUAAUGCAAUGUCAGUCUGUCUGACUACGACCAGGUGGAGGAUUAGUGUUGAGGUUACUUCUACUCUGACAAUGUUCCCCAACUCUGAGGGUUGGUUUUUCCAGCAGGACAAAGCUCCAUGCCACACAGCCAGGUCAAUCAAGGUGUGGAUGGAGGACCACCGGAUCAAGAUCCUGUCAUGGCCAGCCCAAUCUCCAGACCUGAACCCCUUUAUUUGGGUAAAGACCAGCGAGUCUACCUGUGCGAGUCCACCAAGCAAGGACACCGACAAGGCGCCACCCACCAUAGCACUUAAGUAUCUUGUUAUUGUAUCUCUUAUUAUUUUCCUUCUAUAUUCUAACACGUCUACUUCACGAAUAACACAUGCCUUCAAGCACAUCUCUGUUAUCUGUUACAGACCGAUUACACGAUAUCGAUGCAAGACCAAAUGCAACCCACACAACCUACGGCCACUUUGCACUUCAGCACCUGCUCCACUCUCUUUCUCAGUGGGACUCUGGAACUGCCAGUCAGCUGUGAACAAAGCUGACUUCAUUCCGGCCUUUGCCACGCAGUCCACCCUCAGCAUCCUGGCACUGACAGAAACAUGGAUACGUCCAGAGGAUACAGCAACACCUGCUGCUCUCUCCAACAACUUCUCCUUCUCUCACACCCCUCGACACACCGGUCAGCUGACAAACUUUCUUGAGGAGUUGGAUGUCCUGCUGUCCUCCUUGCCGGAGGAUGGUAGGACACUUGUGGUUCUUGGUGAUUUCAACAUACACCAAGACAAGCCCCAGGCCACUGAAUUGAAUACUCUCCUGGCCUCAUUUGACUUGGAAAAACUACACACCACAGCAACUCAGAGAUCGGGCAACCAGCUGGACCUCAUCUUUACACGCCAACACGUGCUACACCACCCAGCCCCUGGUUAUCUGACGUCCUUCGUGAACAUUGGACUGACCUUAGGGCAGCUGAGAGGAGAUGGCGGAAAUCUAAAGAUCCAGCAGAUCUAGAACAAGCUGCUGGAUGACAAUCAGUCAGGCUUUAAAAGUGGACACUCCACCGAGACCGCCCUGCUGCCUGUCACCGAGUCGCUGAGACGAGCGAAAGCUGAAUCCAGAUCAUCAGUCCUGAUUCUGCUGGACCUUUCUGCAGCCUUUGACACAGUCAACCAUCAGAUAUUACUCUCUACCCUUUCCUCGCUGGGCAUCACAGGAACUGUGCUUGACUGGUUUAAUUCCUAUCUCUCCCGUAGGUCCUUCAAAGUAGCCUGGAGAGCCCAACGACACCACAGUGACUGCUCGAAUUUCUGCCUGCCUGGCGGACAUCUCGGCCUGGAUGAAGGAGCACCACCUGCAACUCAACCCAGCCAAGACUGAACUCCUUGUUUUUCCAGCCAACCCUGAUGUUGAACACAACAUCACCGCACAGCUGGGUGCAACUACAGUAACGCCUUCCAAAUCGGUCAGAAAUCUAGAGGUAACCAUCGACAACAGACUAAAUUUCACACACCACAUCUCAAAGACUGCAAGAUCAUGUAGAUUUACACUCUACAAUAUCAGGAAGAUAAGACCCUUCCUCUCUGAACAUGCCACACAACUGCUUGUCCAGUCACUUGUCAUAACUAGACUGGACUACUGUAAUGCUCUCAUUGCAGGCCUCCCUGCAUGUGCAACUAGACCUCUCCAAAUGAUCCAGAAUGCAGCAGCACGUCUGGUCUUUAAUGAACCAAAGAGAGCACAUGUUACACCACUCCUUGUCUCUCUCCACUGGCUACCGGUUGAUGCACGUAUCAAAUUCAAGGCUCUGAUGCUGGCAUACAGAACUGUUACUGGGUCUGCUCCAGCAUACCUAAAAUCAUUUAUGCAGAGCUACGCGCCCACUAGAAGUCUGCAGUCAGCUAAGGAACGUCGCCUUGUUGUACCAACACAAAGAGGCACCAAAACACUUUCCCGGACUUUCAGCUUCAUCAUACCACGUUGGUGGAACGACCUUCCCAACUCCAUCCGUGAAGCUGACUCACUCUCUGUCUUCAAAAAACGACUAAAAAGACAUCUUUUCCAUGAGCACUUAACCAGUCAUUAAAAUAAAUAAAUAAAUAAAUAAAAUUUCUGUUGCACUUUAUUCUAUUUUGAAUACUAUUAUGAUGCUAGUGAUACUUUGUAAUACAGCACUUUUUAUACCACUGUCUCCUAAGAUGAUUCGCUUAUGUUUUCCUCUCUUGUAAGUCGCUUUGGAUAAAAGUGUCUGCCAAAUGAAUAAAUGUAAAUGUAAAAUGUAAACAAAGCCGAGCUGCUUGACUUUUUUGCACCAGGAGUAGCAUAAA
Messenger RNA from Myxocyprinus asiaticus (Chinese sucker), 2747 nucleotides. RefSeq lists its product as uncharacterized. The record is from RefSeq and is a predicted model, not a curated record. NCBI's taxonomy places the organism in Eukaryota, Metazoa, Chordata, Actinopteri, Cypriniformes, Catostomidae. The coding region runs from base 1 to 1434 and encodes 477 amino acids. Gene Ontology annotation, molecular function: nucleic acid binding; catalytic activity. The transcript has 6 exons.